CCGCGACUCACCCGUGAAUCUAUGGUAAGGCCCGAUAUCUUCCAGAAUCAAACGCAGACCUUUUAUCGCGAAAGCACGUCAACCGAAAAACCACCGAAGAAGCUCGGGCGGAAGCAGCGUGCUAUACGACUCCGGAGACAGAGACAGGGAAAUGAGGGGGUUGCUCUGAGGCACUUUAACAAGCCUUCAAAGCCACCCAAGACCAUGAAAAAUGAAGAGUUCAAUUUUACAGAACGGGCGAGAGCGAUCACUCCCCGCCCAGAUAGCAGCCGCCCUCCUAGCAAGAGCUACAAGGCAUCCCGUGGUGAUCGAGCGGCAGACUCCCGGCCAUGCUCGCCCCCAUUCCCAAACGGCAAGGGUACAGCCAGAACGGGCGCAUCCUCUUCCGGCCCACCCCACACGUAUGACAACCCGGACGGGCAAACGGGUCACAGCCUGGCACCAGGACACUACCCUGGUGAAAACUACUAUUAUAGUCCACCAAUCUACAAUGGCUGCAAGUUUCCAACAGCAUACUCCACGGCUGAAUCGGGAGCGCUUCAGGUACCGCGCUUGACGUCCUCUUACGACUCGCAGUAUGGGAUGAGGAAGUCUUUCGGUACUCACGGCACUGAAGUGGUCGGCGUCGUUCCAAGUAUGGGACCACAGCUCUUGCCCAUGCCUGCCAUGUUAGCACCCAGGAUCUCCUCGCCGUGGAUGAUGUGAGUUACCCCGACUUUCCUCAGAGAAGAGCCAGCACUAAAAUGUGACCUGAUUGACCAUUGCAGUUGCCAAUUUUGUCUCUCCCGACCAGUUAUGUUUGCGACGUACCCUGAUCAGCAGCGAAACUUGUCGCCGAAUCAUGAAAUUUACUAGUUGCUGUCAACCCUGUAUUAUCGAUAAACUUAGGAAAG
Aspergillus homomorphus CBS 101889 is the source of this 893-nucleotide messenger RNA. RefSeq lists its product as uncharacterized. The record is from RefSeq and is a predicted model, not a curated record. The annotation marks the transcript as partial. NCBI's taxonomy places the organism in Eukaryota, Fungi, Ascomycota, Eurotiomycetes, Eurotiales, Aspergillaceae. The transcript has 2 exons.